This is a messenger RNA of Wyeomyia smithii (pitcher-plant mosquito), 3166 nucleotides long. RefSeq names its product probable cytochrome P450 313a4. The transcript is spliced from 7 exons. The record is from RefSeq and is a predicted model, not a curated record. Gene Ontology annotation, molecular function: heme binding; monooxygenase activity; oxidoreductase activity, acting on paired donors, with incorporation or reduction of molecular oxygen. NCBI's taxonomy places the organism in Eukaryota, Metazoa, Arthropoda, Insecta, Diptera, Culicidae. The coding region runs from base 1283 to 2956 and encodes 557 amino acids.
AAUAACCUCAUUUAGUUCUAGAAAAGCCGAGAUUAAAAAGUCUUGGUUGAACGUGGAGAUUGUAAACAGAAUUUGAAGAAACCACAAAUGAAAUGAAUUGAACCAUGAAGCCCGUGUUUAACGAUUCACUAGCCCUGCAAAAGUUAACAUCAAAUACUAAAGUUGUGCAGAAAUUUGAAGAAAGUGGUUCUUUCACAAAUGCAAAGCGAUCAGGUCCUAUGGCAAUGACAAGUUUGCGGAUUGACAGCGCUAUCGCGAGAACGAGGAAACAAGGUGGAUGUCUAUCAGCACUAAAAAUUUAAAAAAAAAAACGAAUUGAGAACGAAUUUCCACCCAUUCCACGCUCAAAUAGUUCGAAAUCGUCUUAACAAAGUUUAGAGUAUAAAGUAGCACUUAAAUAACCUUGACAAUCAGCGAAACACAUCAAGAAACGACUAACUUGGAUCUGAGGUUUCAUAUAAAGAUGCUGAAAAUUCGAAAAAUUACAUCCUACCCUCAAACAUGAUAGAGGUAGAGUCAUGGGUUGGAGCUUCAAUGCGCGUCGGAUCGGUAAUUGGCUCAAGGAAAACUUGCAGCUAGUGCACAAUAACUGAAGAUGGGCCUCAGAUACACAUUCCACCAAGAUGAAAAUCCAAAGCAUACAUCGAAGCUGGUAUCGAAAUGGUUUACUAAAAGGAAAAUGAACGGUUUGGAGUUGCUGGCGUAGUUCCCUGACUCAUCCAAUAGCACAUCUUUGGUUUAUUUAUAAAGUUAAGGCUUACGGAAAUAAAUCAGCAAGCAUUCAGCAGCGAGAGUAAGUAAUUGCAACUGAAUGGGAUAACACCGUAUCAGAAACAACUACUAAAAUUAUCAAAUCAAUCCCACGAAGAUGUCAAGCUGUGAUUGAAGCGAAGGGUGGUAGAACGAUAUAUUGAAUGAGUGCCAAAAACAAUAUCUAUUGCAUUAUGUUUUCCGUUUUUUUUUUUAUAUUCGAUUUCAGACAGUCUAGGCAACCGUAGUUCAUUCAGCAUAAAGAUGUUUUACUCAAAUGAGUCCAUCGUACAUUGAUCCGUGCUAUUAAUUCUUCCAUUAGUGCCUAUACAAUAACAUUGUCAUGAACCAUUUAUUUUCAUGCGAAUAUAUUUUUCAUUUUUCUAUUUUUUGUCUACCAUUACAUAACCAUUAACCGACUAAUCAUGCCUAUGAUUUUUUACACCCUGAUCACGAUAGAACGUGAACACUAUAAGUUUCCAGAAAAGGAAAAAAAACAUCACCUAGGUGCAAAGCAUGAUGCUACCCUCUUAUGGUUCACUCUUGCUUGAGUAGUUACUUUUCGCGCAUCGUUCUCGCGCGCGCUUUCCAGAUCUUCAGCUUCAAUACAAAAUCUGAAGAACACCCGGGGGCACCUUCCAGUGCCGCGUGGUGCUUCGUGCAGAACAGAACACGUUCACGGUUAAAGUUUUUCGAUAUGAUACUCCUACUUUUAACGGCUACCGUUUCGGUGCUAACGGCGACGCUCUACUGGUUACACCAGAGGAAGUAUCGAUUCGCGGAAAAAUGGCCCUCGCUCGAACCUUCGUAUCCCGUGCUGGGAAACGCCCUGAUGAUGAUCGGGAAAACGGAUGUGGAACGAUUUCAGGCGAUUAAGCGCGCCUUUCAAGUGUCGGAUAGAAUCACGCGAGCCUGGGCGGGACCCAAAAUGUUGUUGAUCACCAGCCAUCCGGAUCUGAUUCAGCAAAUCUUGACUAGUCAAGAUUGUUUGGAAAAACCUUUCCUCUACAAUUUUGCGGGAUUUAGCGAUGGGCUGUUUACCGCCAAGUAUCAUAUUUGGAAGGGUUCCCGUAAGCGGCUGAACCCGUCCUUCAAUCAGCGAGUUGUCAACGGUUUUCUACCGAUGUUUGUGGCAUGUGCCAAAAAGAUGGAGUGCAGUUUGAGCGAGCUUGAGGAUGGAGCGACGGUUAACAUGCAUAAAUUUACCGGGCUAUGCACGGUUGAGAUGGCCUGUGGUACCAGCCUUGGAAGGAAUAUUAUCACAAGGGAGGGAAAACGGGAGUUCAAGCAGGCGCUAGAUAUAGCUUCCGAACGGGCAUCGAGAAGAAUGAUAAGUGUUCACAUGUAUCCUGAUUUCGUGCAUAAGUUUACUAGGAAUUAUAAAGAGUGCACGGAGGCAAGAAAGGCUGUUGUGGAUUACUAUACAGAGUUAGUAAUGGAGCGAAAGGAGCUGCUGCUGAAACAGGGCAACAAUAAUCUUAGCGACAACGACGACGAUAAUCCCAAACCGAAGAUUUUAGUUGAUCAGCUGCUCACCACGACUAAUGAGGAUGGAAAACCCUACACUAACAAGCAAAUAACGGACAAUAUUUAUGCCGUAAUGACCGGGGCCACGGAUACCGCAGGUCUGCUGACUGCGUACUCCUGCCUAUGGAUGUCCUUUUACCCGGACAUCCAAGAUCGUUUGUACCAGGAAAUCAUGGAAGUCUUCCCAGAUGGCUCGACCGAUGCGGAUUUUACGCCAGGAAAAAUCAAGCAGCUAGAGUAUACGGAAAUGUUUUUGAACGAAGUACAGCGUCAUUGGACGGCCGUACCACAGAUCGCCCGGGAAAACAUAGCGGAAAUGGAAAUCGACGGUGUUAAGGUACCACCGGGGACCAUUUUCGUGAUGAGCCUAAUCGAGCUGCACAAGCGGAAGGACGUUUGGGGUCCGGAUGCGGACAAGUUUGAUCCGGAGAACUUUUCGUCGGACAAGGUCCGGUACCGACAUCAGUUUGGUUUUUUACCUUUCAGCGGAGGACACCGAAUUUGUAUUGGAUGGCGUUACGCUUAUUCAGCGAUGAAAAUUAUCAUGGUACAUUUGGUGCGGAACUUUAUAUUCAGCUCGAAAAUCAAACCGGAAGACAUAUGCUUCAAGCAUGAUUUGACUUUGAAGUUGCCGUUUGAUGUGCUGGUGCAGGUCAAUAAAAGGAAACCUAUGAAAUAGCAGAUUUCGUUUGAUUGAAAUCUCAUAACGUUGUUUGUGCGCUUUUGGGACUAUUUCAUCGUUGAAUCAUCAAUUAAACCUAAGAAUACAUAUCAGCAUCAGGUAUAUUAAAAUACGCAAGACUGUUAGUAUGACAGGUGAAUAGAAUGAAAGGAAUGGAUGACAAUGAUUAAUCAUUCUAAGUGGGAAAUAAAUUCUAUAGUUGAAAAA